AUUCGACGCAGACCAUCGAGCGAGCCCAGGCGAGUCGGAAAGCUGCGCCAUGGCCGCCAAGAAGCCGUUCCUGUCGUUUGGCUACUUCAUCAACCGGAGCCAAGUGCUGAAGCAGUACCGGCUCUACCUGCGCGAGAUCGCGCCCUUGGCCCCGCCCGCGCGCAACGACCUGCGCAAGAGCAUCCGUGCCAAGUUCGAAGAGGCCAAGGACCUCACGGACGAGCGCCUCGUCAAGCAAGCGAUCGCGUACGGCAACUCGCAGAUGCAGCACGUCCGCGAGCUCGUCAACUCGGUCGGCCCGACAAAGCCCCAUGUCGACGCAUCGGCCAAGGCCACGUGGGUCGACACCCCCAGCGCCGCGAGUUCCGAGGACGAUGGUGCCAUGGAAGACGUGCGUGGCCGCCUCGGCGCGGGCUGGCCGUGGCAGCGCAGCUAGCAACGAUUGCACCGAUCGUACAUAUGAUAGUUCUUCUCGUUGU
Molecule: messenger RNA, 479 nt
Organism: Saprolegnia parasitica CBS 223.65
Lineage: Eukaryota; Oomycota; Saprolegniomycetes; Saprolegniales; Saprolegniaceae
Exons: 1
Coding region: 50-436 (128 amino acids)
Source: RefSeq, a predicted model, not a curated record